GGAUUUGAGUAGAGGAGAACGUGGCAGGGUGUGGCACUGCCACCGAUGAUCAGCACAUCAACUUGAGAGCCAUCGACCCUCGGAACAGCUUCUCAUGUACAUAGCCUGCUGCUACCUGACCAUGAUGCAUGACCGCUGAUUGAUCUCCAGCCGAUAUCAGGCUCGCAACAACCGAACAUCUUCCUUCCAAACUCCCAUGGAUGUCCAAAGCUGACCUACUGGCCAUGGGCCAGCCUCCAGCGACUGGGGGGCUCGGCCCACUCCUCGGAUGGACACGGCGGCGGGCGAUCUAUAAUCCAUGACUGUAACGCACAGGGCAGGUUCUGUCCGAAGGCGGCGGGCGCUGCUGUAUUAUGUAACACACAGGGCAGGGUCGAUGGCGCUGGUGCCUAAUGAAACACAAUCGCGGGAUCCUCCUGAUUGAACAUGAAAGAUGUCUGAUGCCUACUCAGAACAAGUCUGGGACCGCCAAUCAGCGCGUUAUUCCCCCCUGCUCUCUCUGCCUCCAGUUCCGCUCGCCCAGGCGUCUGCGGGACACAAUCAUGUCCAACUUCACCAUCGACAACAUCAACCCACGUAUCCAGUACACCCCGCCUGGCGCGUGGACAGAAGGAACAAGUGCCAAUGAUCCUCUGGCUGGAGACUACUUCAAGGGCACGUUCACCUUGUGCACGACGAAGGGGAGCGCCGCGACGUUCUCGUUCAAUGGGACGCAGGUGUUCGUCGGUGGAGCGAUGCGAUCGAAUCACGGCCCGUAUUCGGUGAAUCUGGACGGGGUCACGCAGACGAUCGACGGCUUCUCUCAAAACGCUGUCUUCUCCAACCUCUUCGUAUCGAAUGUGCUGCCGGAAGGCCUUCACACGGUCUCCAUCACCAACGAGCUGACGGACCCCUCGGCGCCGUUCCUCGACAUCGACUACAUCACUUGGACCUCGUCCGUGUCCCCAUCAGCAUUCAACCAAGCCGCGACAGUCGAGGACACGAGCAAUCUGUUUUCCUUCACCCCGUCUGCGGCAUGGACCAGCCAGCUUGCGCCGUCGCUGACCGGGUUCAGUGGAAGCAGCGGACACCAAACCACAUCUGAUGGCGCUUCUGCUUCCUUGUCAUUCACCGGCAACUUCGUGUCGGUGUUCGGGGCGGUGGGGCCCCUGAUGGCGCCGUAUGGCGUGCUCUUGGACGGCGUGCCCCAGGGGACGUUCAAUGCUACGAAACAGACGUAUUUCAAUAUGGUCGAGCUGUUCCACGCGGACAAUCUCGCGUCCGGGGACCAUGUCGUGUCGUUUGUGGCUGCCCCUGCUGCACCCGGGCAGAUAUUCGCGCUAGACUUUGCCAAGGUCCCGCCGGCCUCGGUCGCUGGGUCGAAGACGAGCUUGGGGUCAACGGCAGGUCCGACUGGGACUGGCUCAACCAAUAACUCCACCUCGUCACAGCCAACCAACACCGCUGCCAUUGCUGGGGGUGUCGUCGGUGGGGUGGCCGUUCUGGGAAUCUUGCUACUUCUGUUUCUAUUUCUUCGCAGGAAGCAGCGGGGAUCUCACGAAUACGCGAUCGAUGAGCUCAAAUCUACUCCACCAACCCACUACAACAUGGAUCACAUAGGACCCGACCCGUAUCAGUCAUACUCGCGAUCGGCUCUCGUGGGAUCGCACUCCCAACAUUCCCAUUCCGCAUAUGAAGAGUCGGUCAUGAGCAACCCCUGGCCUACGUCUGACGCUAGCCCCCCGCCGCUGCCGCCUCUGCCAGCAGAGAGAGACGUCCCCCGACGCGGGUUCUACACCGUGAACCACACCCGGGACCCCUCAAAUAGCGCCAGCGAACCUUCGACGGCCUCCGCCUCCGUCUCUGCAGGCCGCCGGACCUCGACGCACACCGCGGCGACCUCCGCUGGUGCGGCUGGUCUCGGUACCGGGGUCAACGGGAAAGGCAUGCCGGUGGUGUUGCCCCCGACCGCGCAUGCCCCACUGCCGGCGGGCGCCUCCCGGAUGGUCGUGGAGGGGAGGGCGCAGGAUAUGGGCCCGCUGUCGCCUGGUUUGGGGCCUCUGCCACCGGAUUACGCGCAGGCGACGCAGCCGUACUAUCCUCCCCGUCCAUGAUACCCCUUUGUAGAUCAUUUGAUGUUGAGCAUGCAGUCGAUACAGUUUCGCUGUCUCAUUGGAGAAUAUUGAUGAGGCCCAGAUGCAUUGCAAGGCGUGUUAGUAGCACUGCGAUCGUAUCCUACGCGCAACAAAGCAACGUGGCUGUGUGUAUCUUCCGGGUUCUCUGCAAGGAUCUUUGAUCUUGAGAAUCGUGACUGAACCACCGCAUGAAACCCUGUU
Mycena citricolor is the source of this 2315-nucleotide messenger RNA. NCBI's taxonomy places the organism in Eukaryota, Fungi, Basidiomycota, Agaricomycetes, Agaricales, Mycenaceae. The record is from the annotation of a GenBank genome assembly.